UCUCUCUUUCCUCAGAGACAGAAGCAACGCGGAGAAGGAAGUGACUUGAGAGGACAGCCACCACCAUGAGCCUCCUUAACAAGCCCAAGAGUGAGAUGACCCCAGAGGAGCUACAGAAGCGGGAGGAAGAAGAAUUUAACACUGGUCCACUCUCUGUGCUCACACAAUCAGUCAAGAACAACACUCAAGUGCUUAUUAAUUGCCGCAAUAACAAGAAACUCCUGGGCCGGGUGAAAGCCUUUGAUAGGCAAGUCUGAGUUGGAUUUCUAUCACUUGCAACCCAGAGUCCUGAGCAAGCUCGGCCUAAGUUGCUGCCUUUUCACCUCUCCCUGGACAUCCUAACCUAAAUCCCUUGUCUCUUCUCACCUGAAAGGUCCCAUUCUUCUCUGGGUUCUCACACUGGGUAUGGUCUCUCCAAGGUCCCCAGUGGCCAUCACUGCCACAAUGGCGGAGGACAAAGCCUGUAGCCACUGGGGGAGAAACAAGGUUGUGGAUAAGAGGUGCAGAGAGAGAGAAGACAGAGAGCCAAACUGUGAGACAAGGCAGAAAGAGAGUGAGAGCCAAA
Molecule: messenger RNA, 565 nt
Organism: Nycticebus coucang (slow loris)
Lineage: Eukaryota; Metazoa; Chordata; Mammalia; Primates; Lorisidae
Product: small nuclear ribonucleoprotein Sm D2-like
Exons: 1
Coding region: 66-257 (63 amino acids)
Biological process (GO): spliceosomal snRNP assembly; RNA splicing
Cellular component (GO): U2 snRNP; catalytic step 2 spliceosome; U1 snRNP
Source: RefSeq, a predicted model, not a curated record